CAGUAAAUAUGGCAAUCGCUAAGCGAGCCCUGAAGCCCGAGUUUUUGUCACUGACAAUUGCGUUUUUUCUAUUCUCCUUCGGUGGGUUACUGCCACUACUGUACGUCACUGAGAUUGCCGUCAGCGGAGGCAUGCCAAUAGAGAUAUCGCAGUACCUCGUCUGCAUUCUCAACGCUGGUGGAUUUUUGGGUCGUAUUUGUUCUGGAAUUUUAGGAUCACUCAUUGGUAUGUUCAAUGUUUCUGUUAUCCUCACGCUGCUUUGCAGCUUGAUCGUGCUGGUGGUUUGGAUUCUGGGAACUGGGACUGCAGGCGCGGUUGUCUUUGCCGUCCUGUUCGGCUUCGCAUUCAACUUUGUUGUCGCCGCCGUCCCUGUCCUCGUAAGCCAGGUUUCAGAGUUCCAGGAGCUCGGCUUAAGAGUGGGGGUGGUUUGGGGUACAUCCUCCAUCGGGGCCAUCGCGGGGAUCCCAAUUGGAAGUUCGUUGAUCAGGGGGGAUGAGUACGUGAGGAUGAAAGUAUUUGCGGGGGUAUUGAUUGUAGGCGCCGCAUUUUUCUUCGCUUUAAGUAGGUAUUUUGUUGGGGGUGGGGCUGUUUUGAAGAAGGUGUGA
Periconia digitata is the source of this 605-nucleotide messenger RNA. The record is from the annotation of a GenBank genome assembly. NCBI's taxonomy places the organism in Eukaryota, Fungi, Ascomycota, Dothideomycetes, Pleosporales, Periconiaceae.